Molecule: messenger RNA, 2087 nt
Organism: Diceros bicornis minor
Lineage: Eukaryota; Metazoa; Chordata; Mammalia; Perissodactyla; Rhinocerotidae
Gene: TSSC4
Product: tumor suppressing subtransferable candidate 4
Exons: 3
Coding region: 819-1781 (320 amino acids)
Source: RefSeq, a predicted model, not a curated record
UGCUGCCCCGAGCCCUGAGACCCCAACGUGCUCUUUGUUCCUCAUGUCUCGCGGCCUGGCCGUCGGGCCCCCGUGCCUCGUGAGGCCCGGACACUUCCUCACCCAGCCCGACUGGGUCCCCAAGACCCAGGCCUCGGCACGAGAGCCUGCUGGGCGCGAGUGCAGGAAGUCACGGCUCUGCCUCCGACGGGGAGAGAACCGGCAAGGAGGCCAGUGGUCCCGCUCCCGGGGACCCCCGACCCCUCAGCCCGGACUCGGCUCUGCCUUCUCUGAGCUCCCGCAGUUCCCAGAGAGCUCCCAGAGACAGGCUCCCGUCUGCCCCGAGCGCCCCGCUGGUCAGGCGUCUUGUCGUAGGCGCGGCGGCGUCCCCGGCGGUGCAGGGGACGGGAGUGCGGAUUUGGGGAGCCGGGGUCUGCUCGGAACUCCAGCCGUGCGUGCGACGUGCUGUGUGACGGGCAGAUUAUCUGUCCCCCCGGCCCUGCCUGCUCUGGAACCCCCCGGUGGGGUGUGCUCCUCUCCUUGUUCUCUCUUUUAGUCGUUCCCUCGUUUGGGAGUCAUGCCGCAGAGGAAUGGAGAUCUCGCCCGUGUCUGACCUGGUGCGGGGCUCUCGGGGCCGCUCCUGCUCCGCCUGGCCAGGUCUUCAUCUCAGCCGCCUACAGUUGAGCCGCAGCUGAACAGAGCUGUGCCGGGGGACUUCUGGGACUGAGGCCACCACGCCUUUGCCGCCACGGACCUUUGGCAGCGCUCCUCCCACCAGCACUCCAGUGUCAGCACAGGCACCCAGAAGACAAGGGAGGUGUGGCGUGGCCUUGGGACACAUGGCUGAGGCAGAGGCAGGCGAGGCCUCUCUUGGCUUGGACGUCGAGCAGGGGACAGAGUAUAACACCCUGCCUUCCGACACCGUCUCCCUUAGCGACUCAGACUCCGACGUCAGCCUACCGAGCGGUGCUGAUGUGGAAGCUCUGUCCCCAGAGGGGCUUCCUGGGGAGGCCCAGGGGGAUUCAGACCCCGAUGAGUCCCCCUCAUCCCCCAGGGGCUUCCCCACAGUUGAGGUGCAGGCGUUCCACCUGAGAGGCACGAGCACCACCUUCUCUCAGCGCAGCCACAACAUCUUCGACUGCCUGGAGGGGGCAGCCAGGCGGGCUCUGCCCUCUGUGCCCCAAACUGGCAUGGGUGACAAUGGGGGCUUCAAGCGGCCCCGGCUGCCCUCAAGCCAGCCUCCAGCAGAGGGCCUAGGCAGGCCUGUCCCUGACUACGUGGCCCAUCCCGAGCGUUGGACCAAGUACAGCCUGGAAGACGUGGCCGAGGCCAGCGAGCAGAGCAACCGGGCCGCCGCCAUGGCCUUCCUGGGCUCCCAGAGCCUGGCUGCCCCCAGCAACUACGUGCCCUCCUUCAACCAGGAUCCCUCCAGCUGCGGGGAGGGAAGAGUCAUCUUCACCAAACCGGCCCGAGCUGGCGAGGCCAGACCUGAAAGGAAGAGGGUCCUGAGGAAGGCGGGAGAGCGGGGCAGGGGUGCCCCUGGGAACCCAGCAGUGGUGGGGGGUGAGGGUCCUGUGGAGCUGGCCCACCUGGCUGGGCCUGGGAGCCCGGAGGCUGAGGAGUGGAGCAGCCCCUGUGGGGUCCUGCAGGAGGUGGACACGCCAGAGGGGGCCGCCCACACCGGGUCAGCAGCAGGGUCCCCAGUGGUGGAGACUGUUGGCUUCCACGGCAGCAGGAAGCGGAGUAGAGACCACUUCCGGAACAAGGGCAGCAGCCCCGAGGCCUCGGGUGCUGAGGUCUGAGAGGAGAGACUGCCCAGCCAGCCUUCCCCAACCAGGCUGCCCGUGGGCUGGUGUUGGAGGGGCUGCCGGGGGCCACUGCCCACAUAGGGUGGCUUUAGGGGCAGGUGCCGCGGGCCCCGUCCCCACUCCUUUGGGAAGGGAGCUGACGGGCUGCCUGCAGGUGGCGCCAGUGGCCCUGGCUGGGUCUUGGUGCUCUGGUCUCUUCUGAAGCAGAGACCUUGCUGAGGAUGUGGGCCAGAGGACGGUGGAAGCCCUGGCCCAUCCGGUGCCAGUGGGGGACAGUAAAGGUUUUGGGUGUGUCUCAGG